Molecule: messenger RNA, 448 nt
Organism: Neolamprologus brichardi
Lineage: Eukaryota; Metazoa; Chordata; Actinopteri; Cichliformes; Cichlidae
Source: RefSeq, a predicted model, not a curated record
CCAGGUCGGCCAGCUGACCCACUUGUCAAACCACCUCAACACCAACGCACUGCAUGUGUCACCCACUUCCAUGUCAAGCACAGAGAGGACGUAGCUGAGGAGUGAAGCGGUUCUACAUUUUGGAUUAACCGUUUUCUUAACCAAGGAUACAGACUGAGACAGACAGAAUGGGCUGCAUGAAAUCCACGCUAAAUCAAGGUCUGAGCGGAGGUGUGGACCAAAAAAUGGGUCAACAUGCUGUCCAUUCUGAACAGUCACGCUAUGUUAGAGACCCCACCUUUAAUCCAAAAGUCAACAAGAAUAACUCACUGUUACCGGGUCAGGUGUUCCAAAAAAUGGAGGAACAAAAGGGGGUGGGUAAAAUAGUGAUUGCCCUUUUCCCAUAUGAAGCUACACAUCCCGAUGACUUAGGAUUCAAGAAGGGAGAAAAGAUGAAAAUUCUAGAAGA